UCGAGAAGAGGAGGAGAGGACCCUUCAGGAAAAAAGCAAAGAGAGAGAAAAAAAACUCCCCUCCAUAGUUGCUAGAGAAACUGCAGGGCUAGGCUGUGCGCGCUCCACUCCAGCGCUUCACAGGGUGUUUCUGAACUCUCCCACGCAUGGCUUCUGAGUCCCACCACAUUUAAUUUGUUCGCUGUGCAUCACAAAGUCGACUUGUGCAGAGGUGAAGGAGUCUAUGCGCUUUUCAGCGAUGGAGCGCGGCACGUUCACGGCGGUCUGGGGAAGAUUACCGCUAGUUCUCAUCCUUUUGCAUACAACGGUCACGCAAGGAGCCAAUGUGGUGGACGUGUUGCGAUCGCUGGACAUGUCGGACAGUAUGGAGGGCGUCUCCAUGGAGGCGGGGCUGUGCUCCAGCAGGAAGGGCACAGAGGAGGCCGACUACGCCUACAGGAUGAAGAACAUGCAGCUGAGCACGCCAACCAGGCAUCUCUUCCCAGACUCUCCUUUCCCCGAGGACUUCUCCGUGAUGGCGACCGUGAGAGCGAAGAAGCGCACCCAGUUUUUCCUGCUGUCCGUGUAUGACGAACGGGGCGUCCAGCAGCUGGGUGUGGAGGUGGCACGCUCACCUAUCUUCCUGUAUGAGGACCAGGAUGGCCAGCCCUCGCCUGACCUCUACCCCAUCUUCAAGAACAUCAACCUGGCUGACGGAAAGUGGCACAGGAUCGCAUACAGCAUCCAGGGCAAGUCCGUCACUCUCUACCUGGACUGCCAGAAGGUGCAGACCCUGGAGCUUCUCCGUGGAGAUAACCCUGUCAUCAACACAGAUGGAGUCACCGUCUUCGGCACCCGCCUGCUAGACGAGGAGGUGUUUCAGGGAGACAUCCAGCAGCUGUUGAUAGUGGACGACCCCCGGGCUGCCUCUGAGUACUGUGCCCACUACAUCCCCGACUGUGAUGCCCCGCUGCCCUACAGCCUGCAGGCCCAUGCCCCCGAGGAGCAGGAGGAGACCCAGGCCCAAAUCCCAGCCUCUCUUCCGUCCUCGCCCGACCACAUGAGGAUGCAAGGAGACCAGCCGCUGGAGACUGAGGAGUCCUCCUCCAAAAAGGGAGGGGGUAAAAAGGGCCGCAAGGGCAAGAAGGACAAGUCCAAGAAGAAGAGGGAUCGCUCAUCUAAGAAGAAGGGGGGGAAGAACAAGAAGGACAGGAAGAAGAGAAAACAGGCCGAAGAGGAAGGGCUGGAGGCUGGAGAAGAUGGCUUCUUGAAGGCGUCUUCGAAGACGCCUGAUUAUCUUUCCCUGGAGUCACUUCCUGUUUCUGAGCAGUCCGCUGGAGCCACCACACAGGCCCCAGCUCCGCUGAUUCCAGAGAUGCCCACUCAUGAGCCUGAAGCAAAUGUGGAGGACCCCUACUCCGUGGUGCCAGCAGAACUGCCUGAGUCCAGGGUGGAGGAGGAGCGAACAGUGAAGAGGCCGGUGGUGGAGGAUCAGGUGGACGAUCUGUACCGUGACCUUUACGAUGACCUCUCAGUCUCCACGGUAACCGUCGGUCCCAACAUCACGGAAUAUGAGAUCUUCGAUUACGAGGACCUCAAGAACGACACCCAGGUGCUGGAGUAUGAAGAGUACGAGGUGUUUGACGACCGCUUCGGCCCUGCGGAGAGAGAAGGAGCACAGACCUGGGCUGGAGAGGGAAGCAUGUAUGAGAAAGGGGAGAAAGGAGAACAAGCAGUCAUGGAACCCGGUGCACUAGUGGAUGGACCUCCUGGACCCCCAGGGCCUGAGGGUCUUCCAGGCAUGGCGGGGCCAACCGGGCCCCCAGGACCCACAGGCGACCCAGGAGAGAGGGGUCCUGAAGGAAGACCGGGGCUCCCAGGUGCUGAUGGGAUACCAGGUCCUGCAGGCACCAUGAUGAUGAUGCCGUACCGGUUUGGGGGCGACUCCCAGAAGGGCCCAUCAGUGUCAGCCCAGGAGGCCCAGGCCCAGGCCAUUAUGGCGCAGACACAGUUGUCCAUGAAGGGGCCACCUGGGCCAUUGGGUCUGGCGGGACGUCAGGGGCCUGUGGGCCUGCCCGGAGCUGCGGGGCUGAAAGGAGAGCGAGGAAUGAACGGACCACCGGGUAUCCGUGGCUCCCCCGGUCCCCCUGGUAUGGCUGGGAAAGCAGGGAAAAGAGGCCGAUCGGGGGCAGAUGGGGCGCGAGGAACUCCUGGUGACACUGGGCCAAAGGGUGACAGGGGCUUUGAUGGACUGCCAGGUCUCCCAGGUGAUAAAGGCCACAGAGGAGACAGAGGAAAGCCGGGCCCACUGGGUCCUUAUGGACAUCAAGGAGAGAAGGGCCCAGACGGACCUGUGGGGCCUCGAGGACAACCAGGCGAAGCUGGACCCAGGGGCCUCGUCGGAUCCAGAGGGCCUGCAGGACCACCUGGCCAGCCGGGCAUCCAAGGUGUGGACGGCGUUCAGGGAUCCAAGGGCAAUCAGGGACCUGCAGGGGAGUCAGGACCCUCAGGUCAACAGGGAAACCCUGGAGUUCAGGGUUUCCCAGGGCCACAGGGUCCUAUCGGUGUGCCAGGAGAGAAGGGUCCGCAGGGGAAGCAGGGCAUGCAGGGCCUUCCGGGGAUUGAUGGGCCGCCGGGUCAUCCAGGAAGAGAAGGACCUGCAGGAGAGAAGGGACUCUUGGGCUUGCCUGGAGUGCCGGGACCAGUUGGAUAUCCAGGGGAACGUGGCGUCAAGGGAGCUGAUGGAAUCCGUGGCUUGCAAGGCAGCAAGGGAGAAAAGGGUGAAGAUGGCUUUCCCGGGGCGAAAGGUGACAUCGGCACCAUGGGAGACAGAGGUGAUAUCGGUGCCACAGGGCCUCGUGGUGAGGACGGGCCAGAGGGACUAAAAGGCCAGUCAGGGCCCCUGGGUGAAUCUGGACCCUCAGGCAUUGCUGGAGAGAAGGGCAAACUUGGUGUUCCUGGGUUGCCGGGGUAUCCAGGAAGACAGGGUUCUAAGGGAUCCGUCGGCUUCAAUGGCAUGGCGGGAGCGAUCGGCGAGAAGGGGAGACGGGGGCCUGCUGGACAGCCGGGCGGCGAGGGAGAACGCGGGCCUGAUGGAUCGAGAGGAGGUAGAGGAGCUAGAGGCCCAACAGGGAAGCCUGGAGACAAGGGCACUGCGGGACAUGACGGCUCAGCAGGGGAGACGGGUGAGAGGGGCCCUCCAGGACCUCAAGGAGCGAAUGGGGAGACGGGGCUCAGGGGACCAAAUGGCCCUCCUGGAAAAGAUGGACUCCCAGGGCACCCUGGACAGCGGGGAGAACCUGGAUUCCAAGGGAAGACGGGACCCGCCGGCCCCUCCGGAGUAGUUGGCCCGCAGGGCAAAGCUGGAGAGACGGGCGCCGCUGGAGAGAGAGGGCAUCCCGGAGCUCAAGGACCUCCCGGAGAACACGGCUUACCAGGAUCAGCUGGGAAGGAAGGAGCAAAGGGCGAUCCAGGAGCUGCUGGUUCUCCAGGGACGAGUGGACCUGCUGGAAAGAGAGGUUUUCGCGGGAGCCGUGGCAACCCUGGUGCUACGGGACCUGCCGGACUGAAAGGCAGUGAAGGACCUCCUGGGGUUGCAGGAGCUAUUGGAGCCACAGGGGAGAGGGGACCUGCGGGACCAGCAGGUCCAAUUGGCACGCCUGGUCGCCAAGGAGCCCUGGGCCCACCUGGACCAAUGGGAGAGAAGGGAGAGCCUGGCGAGAAAGGUCUGAUCGGGCCCGCUGGGAAGGACGGUGAGAUGGGUCCUGGGGGACUGCCCGGUGCCGCAGGACCUCCCGGCCCUCCAGGGGAGGACGGUGAUAAGGGGGAGAUCGGAGGACCUGGCCAGAAGGGCAGCAAGGGAGACAAAGGAGAGGGGGGACCUCCGGGACCUAUAGGAAUUCUAGGGCCGACUGGACCACCAGGAUUAGUGGGUGCUGACGGAGAGGCGGGGCCAAGGGGUCAACAGGGCAUGUACGGCCAGAAGGGAGACGAGGGCCUCCGAGGGUUCAAGGGCGGCAGCGGGCCCGACGGACUUCAGGGUUUGCCCGGACCUCCUGGUGAGAAAGGCGAGAGCGGCCACGUGGGAUCUUUGGGACCCCCUGGACUACCAGGACCUCAAGGACUUCAGGGAUCUAGCGGUUCAGAGGGGGCUGCUGGGAUGCCUGGAGGUGUGGGUCAACCUGGCGGCGUAGGGGAAAAGGGUGAAGAUGGAGAGUCAGGGAACCCAGGACUUACUGGAGACACCGGCCCUCCUGGUGAUAAGGGUGAGAUUGGGGAGAAGGGUGACUCAGGCAUGUCUGGUGCCGCCGGACCCCCUGGCAUCAGAGGUCAGCCGGGAGAGGACGGCCCCAAAGGAAACUCUGGUCCGUUGGGUUUCCCUGGAGACGCGGGCCCGCCUGGCGAGCCAGGUGUUAACGGCAUCGAUGGCGUACCCGGAGCGAAGGGGGAUAAUGGGGAGCAGGGGAAAGCGGGGCCUCCAGGAGCUUCGGGAGAGCCAGGGCCUUCAGGUCCUCCAGGAAGGAGGGGUCACGUUGGUCCAGCAGGAAAAGAAGGGAAACAAGGCAGGAAGGGAUCAAAGGGAGCUCCAGGUGGUGAGGGGGGUGUGGGUAAAACUGGACCCCAGGGGCCUCAGGGGCAUCCAGGCAACCCAGGACCUGAGGGGCUCCGGGGCAUCCCUGGACCUGCGGGUGAGCAUGGUGUGAAUGGACCUCCCGGCCAAACAGGACCUCCUGGACCAAUGGGCCCACCAGGACUAAUCGGCCUAAAGGGUGACUCUGGAGAGAAAGGUGACAAGGGUCAUGGUGGCUUGAUCGGCCUCAUUGGGCAGCCAGGAGGCUUUGGGGAGAAAGGAGACCGAGGAGAAUCAGGACUCCCGGGAGUGACUGGACCCAAAGGAGAUGAGGGUAAAGGUGGACCAGCAGGCCCUACCGGACCCCCCGGCGUCCCUGGACUCGCUGGCAUGGUAGGACAGAAGGGAAACAAAGGAGAUGACGGUAUGAUGGGACCCAGAGGAGACCCCGGCCGCGCUGGACCACCUGGACCCCCCGGCCCGCCUGCCACCAUCAUCCAGCCGCUGCCCAUCCAGGAAGGCAAGAGGAAGAAGCGCCGGCACUCGGAUCGCAAACGAGGAGGUGGAGGAGCUGCCGCAGUCGCCGCACCUGAAGAGGCCGAGCAGGAGGCGGGCGGAGAGGGAGGAGAGGUGGACCUGGGGGCCCUGAACAUGGAGGACUUCCUCCAGGCCGACAUGCCCCUGAAGGAGCCCGAGGGCAUGGAGGAGGUGUUCGCCUCGCUCAACUCCAUGAAGACGGAGAUCGAGCUGAUGCGGAGGCCGCUGGGCACCUACGAGAGCCCCGCGCGCACCUGCAAGGAGCUCAUGAUGUGCCACCCCGACCUGAAAGACGGGGAUUACUGGAUCGAUCCUAACCAGGGAUGUCACAAAGACUCCAUCAAGGUCUACUGCAACUUCACGGCGGACGGCGAGACCUGUCUGUUCCCUGACAAGAGGAUCGAAACGGUCAGGUUGGCACAGUGGAACAGAGAGAAGCCCGGUAGCUGGUUCAGCCAAUUCAAGCGAGGGAAACAGCUCUCCUACAUCGACGCGGAGGGGAACCCGGUCCCGGUGGUACAGCUGACCUUCUUGAAGCUCCUGAGCGCUACGGCCCGCCAGACCUUCACCUACACGUGCCAGAACUCCGCGGGCUGGUACGACGCCUCGGCGCGCUCACACAAGCAGGCGCUGCGCUUCCGAGGGAGUAACAACGAGGAGAUGACGCACGCCACAACUCCCUUCAUUCAGGCAAUUCACGACGGCUGCCAGAUGCGAAAGGGUCAAGAUAAGACGGAGCUGGAGAUCGACUCGCCGAGAUCGGAGCUCCUCCCCAUCAUUGACGUCUCUGCAUCUGAUUUCGGGGGAACCAAUCAGAAAUUUGGAUUUCACGUCGGACAUGUCUGUUACAAUGGCUGAUAACCCUCCCCCCUCCCCCCACAGCUCCAUUCGCUCCCACCCAAAAAAAAAGACUUAAGUCCAACAACCACUGCCACUCAAACAAUAUUUAUUAUGGUUUAUGUUUAUGUGGUGGGUUUUGCGGUACCAUUUCCAAUGACUUUUGACUGAUGAGUUGGGGAAGGCAUUCUCUGUUGGUCAACAUCAAAGAUAAUGACUUUCAAAUUGACUUUACCAUGGGAGAAACUCAACGCAUUUACCAAAGGGAAGUCUUCCUGUGAUGAUAUUUAAUUUUCUUAUUUUUUUCUUUCGUUUUGCCCUUUCCUCCUGCCUUUUUGGUAUUUUGCUAUGUAUGUACAUUUUGUUUACCGAUGUGGAGCUCUGUGUGAAAAUCCAUGUAUGUUAUCGGUGUUCAACACCUAGCCAAAACACUGACAAUGGCACUUCCCUGUCAUUGGUGGUAGACCACCAAAGUGACCACUACGGCAAUCUUGUGGUUGUCUGCAGAUGACUAUCAGUGCUAUACGUUCGUGAUAUGACUUUACAGGUAACUAUUAUGCCACUCUGUUAGUCAGGGACUGCCUUUAAAAAACGUGGCCUAAAACACAUACAGCUGUUCACGCAUAUUGCCUCGACUGCAACAAAGAUGCUAACAGACAGGUAAGUGCCUUAACGUUGGUUAGAAACAAAGAGAGAGUUUGCUUUGUUUCCAGAAUAUUCUUCUCCUGCUAACCUGGGGUGUAUUUCUCCAAAACGUAGUUGUUAGCAGUCCGCCACUUGGGUAGUUGUCAAUGGGAAAUUGCAUUGCAACCAACAAAGUAGCUAACAUAGUUAGCAACUACGCUUUUCAGAAAUGCACCCCUGCAGUGUUGUUGUUCAUCGCACUGUGGCUGUUUUCUUCAUGCAAACAAUGCCAAAAUGCCAGGCCCAAAUAAAUACGGAUGAUGGCUGUCUGAGAGGGCCAAGUUUGUUUACAGGGUGCGCUUUACGUGACGUGGAGGAAAUGUACCCUUAUGAAUACCAAUGCACAUUCCCUCUCCUUAUCAGAUAGGUGCUGUUUACAAAGCUCUCAGCCCUCAGCUGGGCCGGCCGACAUUGCAGUGGUGCUCACUCCUGGCAGUGGAUCGGAUGGGGAUGUGUAAUGUGUGCAUAUUAGCUGGGCGAGGCAAGGGUAAUAUUUUGCAUGAGAACAAGCAAAAGGUCAGAGUUUAGACAGUGGUGAGGAAUGAGGCGGAGCGGAGCGGAGUGCAGAGGAGUUUGUUUGUCGUCUGGAGUACUACACCCCAGUGCCUUCACAGCAACGCUGACCUAAUUUUAUCUGACUGCCGGGGGUAAAAAAAAAAGUGUUUGUUAGCUUGGAGUAGGAAAUAAUUCACACACACACACACACACACACACACACACACACACACACACACACACACACACACACACACACACACACACACACAUACACACAAAGGCGAAAAAAAAGUCAUCUCCCAGUUUUUUUAAAAGCCAUUUACUUUUGUUUUGUUUGAUUUGAUAGUUUUCUUUGAACGCCUUCCUCUUUGGUUUGUACCUUAUCGCAUUUUGUGUUGUAUUUGUUCAGUUGUAUUAUGCUCUGCUGUGGUGCUAAUGACUAUGUCUCUUGUCAUUUUGAUGUCUUAUUUUCUUUAUUUGUUUUUGUAGUUGUUUUGUUUUUGUUGUUUUGUUUAUUGUUGUUGUUGUUGAUGCUGAUGUCUCUGGAGGGGGCUGGGUGAGGAGGCAGGGGGAGGUGAACAGUUCCCCUGGUGACAGUUCCCCUGGUGACUGCAGGCGGGGGGGAAGGGAGGCUUGUUUCAGUGUUGAACUACUGUACACCCCUCUUGCUUCUAGUAUACUGCACAGACAAACACACACACACACACACACACACACACACACACACACACACACACACACACACACACACACACACACACACACACACACACACACACACACACACACACACACACACACACACAUAGAAAUACACACACUCACUCGAGCACAUACAGCAAUACACACACACACAUACACACACACACACACACACACACACACACACACACACACACACACACACACACACACACACAGAAAUACACACACACACUCGUGCAAAUAUAGCCAUACACACACACACACACACACACACACACACACACACGUGCACAAAAACAUACAGUUACACACGCGUGAGCACACACACACACACACACACACAUGCACACACACACCAGUGAACAUUCAGGGAACACUGACAAGAGUGCACAGUGCACUUCAGAUCCAAGGUAAUGUGGUGCUCCUUCAUGUCUUCGUCCGUAGGCAUGCCCUCUUGACAACUUACCUUGCCUCCUCCUCUUCUAUAUGUGCACUGCACUCAUUGCACUGUGGGUAGGAUCUCCAUUAGUAGUCUUGGUAAUCUGACAGCUUUAAAGCAACACUAUGUGACUUUUAGAGGUAUUGUUUCACAGCGAGUUGAUUUUGGUAUCAUCUCCAAAUUUAAGUUUCAGUAGGAUAUGCAGUAAUAUUAUGAAGUUGGUGAUUCCACUGGCUGGCAAGGAUUCGCACUAUGCAAUUCUGGGUGGAAGGUUUACGCAUACAAACAAAACAGCGAAAAUAAAAAAAAUCUAAAACUAUGCAAUAAAUGACUGUCAUAAAACACCAACGCGCAUCUUAGAUCAGCUGCACCAAUAAGACUUCUUGUUUUGUUGCUUUACUUUGACAGUCUGGCAAGUUCUGCACCUAAAUCUCACAGUGUUGCUUUAAGUGAUGGCUGAUUUAAUACUUCUGCCUCCCUCCCCACUCUGCCCCCCAUUGUAUAGUGCCUGUGGUAUAAAUAUAUAAAUAUAUGUUGUACAGUUAUUCUGAAGUAUGAAACCUAAUAAUAAUCUGAUGCCUGGUUGAAAAUCAAGUGCAUUUGUGAAGCUGUUGUGUUGUGUGACUCGCUUAAAAACAAAAAAUUCCCCAUUCGAAAUCAUGUGGCUUCUGCCGGC
Messenger RNA from Engraulis encrasicolus (European anchovy), 8925 nucleotides. It is a transcript of the gene col5a3a, whose product is annotated as collagen, type V, alpha 3a. Lineage: Eukaryota; Metazoa; Chordata; Actinopteri; Clupeiformes; Engraulidae. The transcript is spliced from 67 exons. Bases 224 to 5944 code for a protein of 1906 amino acids. Gene Ontology annotation, molecular function: extracellular matrix structural constituent conferring tensile strength. The record is from RefSeq and is a predicted model, not a curated record. Gene Ontology annotation, biological process: extracellular matrix organization.